Messenger RNA from Aspergillus tanneri, 2271 nucleotides. RefSeq lists its product as uncharacterized. The transcript has a single exon. Gene Ontology annotation, molecular function: carboxypeptidase activity. The coding region runs from base 1 to 2271 and encodes 756 amino acids. The record is from RefSeq and is a predicted model, not a curated record. NCBI's taxonomy places the organism in Eukaryota, Fungi, Ascomycota, Eurotiomycetes, Eurotiales, Aspergillaceae.
AUGCUGAAAGCUCACGCAGAGCCCCACCCAUUCGGUCAUAAGAAACGUAUCCGCUCUCUCCAGCUUGAAGCUGUCGCGAAAGCCGGACACCCAAAAACCAUGGGCAGGCCUGAAAAAUACGAAGCCCCUGCGGGGAAGCCCUCAAGAAGCUGCCUGACCACAAACGUGAAGGCUCUACUGGCUGUGGCAGCCGUCCUUUUACUGUGGAAACAUUUACUUUUCAACACUUCGAGGCCUGAGUUUUCGUAUGAAGAGCUUCAGGAUUUUCUACUCAACAUUCCUUCCGCUCAGAAAGCUCGAGAAUGGAGCAGCUACUAUACCUGGGGGUCUCAUUUCCCCGGACAGGGGCUGGAUCAAGCUCAGUGGACACAAACGAAAUGGUCCGAAUUCGGGAUUGCAAAAGUCGAAGUCACGAGCCAUUCGGUUUAUUUGUCUCGGCCGCAAGGCCAACGGGUAGCGCUUCUAGAUCUCAAAAAGGCCGAUGACCAAGUUGUUCAUGAAGUCAGCUUCAUAGAAAAUGACGUUCCCCCUGGCGGUGCUGAAAGACCAUUCAUCCCGGCAUUCUUUGCGUGGUCCGCUAGAGGGAAUGUGACGGCCGAAUAUGUAUACGCCAAUUUUGGUCUUGACCAAGACUACGAGGACUUGGCACGGGCGGGAAUUAAUGUCGAAGGCAAGAUUGUCAUCAUCAAGUUGACCUUCAACUCGCCGCUCCUUGAACGGCUAAAUGCGACCGCGAGCCGUUUCACCCAAAUCGCUAGCGCAACAAAAGCCGGUGCAAUCGGUGUUCUGGCGUACACCGAUACCCAAGGUGAUGACCCGUAUACAGAAGCAAAUGGAUAUCUGCCAUUCCCAGAUGGGCCUGCUCGUCCUCCGUCGAUGAUUCAAAGGGGUACCAUUGGGGUCGUUGGUAAGGCAUCCGGAAUCACUGCUAUGAUACAUCCGCUAAUCCAAACGGCUCUAGAAUCUUCUCCGAACGAUGAUGAAUUCAGAGCCACCAUUCCUACAAUCCCUGCUAUUCCAAUUUCUUAUGCCGAUGCAGCAAAGCUUCUUCGCGCGUUGAACAGCCGUGGACCGGCUGCAGCCGACUUCAACGAACGGUGGGCUGGAGGCGGACUGGGAUACAUGGGUGUGCAAUAUAAUGUUGGGCCUUCGUCGCCUAGUGUGGUCAUACAUCUAUCCAGCAAUCCCGAGAUUCAAAUUGGCCAAGUUCACAACGUGAUGGGUACAAUUGAGGGCAGUAUCAAGGAUGAGAUCAUUCUGCUUGGUAAUCAUCGCGAUACUUGGGGACCCGGCGCCGGCGACAGCCACAGUGGAUCAAGUGCCCUCAACGAGGUGGUUCGUGCCUUUGGUGCAGCUCUUCGAAAGGGCUGGAAGCCACUCCGAACCAUUGUCUUCGCAAGCUGGGAAGGAGAGGAGGUGGGCCGCGUCGGAUCGCGAUCUUGGCUCCAAGAGAAUACGCAGACAGCGAAUACCAGCAUCGCUGCUUACUUGAACGUUGUCGAAGCUGCUGCGGGCGCCAGAUUUCACGCUCAGGCGAGCCCACUGCUUUCCAAAGCAAUCCUCGAAGUUACAGACCAAGUCUUAUCGCCCAAUCAAACUAUAUCACGGCAGACUGUCCUUGAUGUUUGGGGCGGUGACAUUCGGUUCGGGACAGCUGGUGAUUCAAUUUUGUUCCAAGGCUGCGCCUGCUUGCCGAGUAGUGACUUUGGAUUCUUGACCGGGCCAGGUGACCCUGUCUUCCCAUAUCACUCCAUGUAUGACACCUUAGAGUAUAUGGACAAGUACGGUGAUCCUACGUGGGAAUAUCACGUUGCCACGGCAAAGGUUUGGGGGUUAUUGGCUGCACGUCUUGCGGAAACACCCGUUCUGUCAUUCAACGUCACCGACUAUGCGAUUGCCAUGAAAAAGGCUGCAAAUUCCCUAGAGACUCUAUUUCCAAAGUCUGAAAAUACAUUCCUCAAGCCACUCCAAGAGGCCAUUGAGGCGUUGUUCCCAGUAGCAAUGGCGCACGAUUCCAGAAGCAGUGCACUUCUUGAAUCUGCACUUGCUCAGCGUACAGCGCCUUGGUUGCGGGCGAAGCUUCAAACAGUCAACCAGAAGUAUAUGUACUUCGAACGUAUCUUCUGUCGCGAUUUAAAGCGUUUGACAAAGGACACUAACCACUUGUUCGUGCCUUCAACCCCGUACUACGUCCAUAAGCGCGGGUUCCCGCAUUUAGAGAUGGCAAUCAAGACUGGCAACACUUCGCAGAUUGAGGUAAGUUCAUCUUGA